AUGAAGUCCACUGGGAGCGGGAGACCAGACGGAUUCACCUCAGACCUGGACGACCUGGACAGCGGCAGCGACAGCUCAGGGAAGUCUACCGGAGACUGCAGCCCGCGCGCAGACCCCGGGGAGGGGACGGGGGACGGUGUCAGGGACUGUGCGCCCAGACGGAUACGGAGGAGAAGACGCAGGAGCGGGAGUGGAAGAGGAGAUGGAGACUCGUGUGUCCCUGGUGUCAGCCAGCAGAGGCAGGCGGCCAACGCGAGGGAGAGGGACCGGACUCACAGCGUGAACACGGCCUUCACGGCGCUCCGGACCCUCAUCCCCACAGAGCCCGCGGACAGGAAGCUCUCCAAGAUCGAGACUCUGCGCCUGGCCUCCAGCUACAUCUCCCACCUGGCCAACGUGCUGCUGCUGGGGGAGGACUGCAGGGACGGGCAGCCCUGCAUCCGGUACCAGGGCAUCCUGCACGGCGCGGCCUCCCUGAGACCCAUCUGCACUUUCUGCCUCAGCAACCAGAGGAAACUGGUGAGAGGGCUUUUACACCUGCUGCAGCACGUUACAUGCUCUCCAGAGCUCCUUACCACGCUGCGUAAUGCAGAAACACAGGCUCAGGAAACAUAGACCUGCUCCAAAGUCUGGAGUUUAGACCCAGCUGUGCAGGACGCUUCUUCUUUAAAGUUAAAGAGGAGUUCAGGUGCAGAGUCUGAGAGGUUUGAGGUGAUUUAAAACUGACCAAAGCUGCAGCUGCUGCUCCUGUGAUUGACAACAACACAGGAAAACAAGAGGUGGUGGUUCAAGGUCUAAAAGAAGUCCUCAGACAUGACUCUCAUAAAGUUUAGAUCUGUGCUCGAUGUGUUCAAGAGAAAACAGAUUAACGGUGAGAUUACUGAAGUUAAACGGUGGAUGAAGUUUAGGUGUUCAAAGCAAACAGAAGAUAAAGUGAGAGGAAACACAGAUCUGAAGAAAGGAGGGAGCGCUUUUAAUACUUAAAGACCGUGCAGACAUUUUAAUCCUAAAUACACGUUAAUAAGUGGAUUAGGAGUGUUUACAGUUGUUGAUAGUGUUUGGCCGGACACCUUGGAGAUAAAAAUAGAGACAAGAAACUGGCACAACAUCAGAAAUAUUAUGUCACAACCAUGUCUGACAAGUCAAAGUGUAUUCACAAGUUAAAGGCUGCUGACUGUCUGUGUGUCUGAAUUUAUAACAGAGAAUUAAAGAGUUAGCAGGAUGAGGA
Molecule: messenger RNA, 1228 nt
Organism: Notolabrus celidotus (New Zealand spotty)
Lineage: Eukaryota; Metazoa; Chordata; Actinopteri; Labriformes; Labridae
Product: transcription factor 15
Exons: 1
Coding region: 1-615 (204 amino acids)
Biological process (GO): regulation of transcription by RNA polymerase II; developmental process
Molecular function (GO): protein dimerization activity; DNA-binding transcription factor activity, RNA polymerase II-specific; RNA polymerase II transcription regulatory region sequence-specific DNA binding
Source: RefSeq, a predicted model, not a curated record